Odobenus rosmarus divergens (Pacific walrus) is the source of this 1125-nucleotide messenger RNA. It is a transcript of the gene NAA10, whose product is annotated as N(alpha)-acetyltransferase 10, NatA catalytic subunit. Lineage: Eukaryota; Metazoa; Chordata; Mammalia; Carnivora; Odobenidae. Gene Ontology annotation, cellular component: NatA complex. The transcript is spliced from 8 exons. Gene Ontology annotation, molecular function: protein-N-terminal-glutamate acetyltransferase activity; protein N-terminal-serine acetyltransferase activity. The record is from RefSeq and is a predicted model, not a curated record. The coding region runs from base 322 to 1029 and encodes 235 amino acids. Gene Ontology annotation, biological process: N-terminal peptidyl-glutamic acid acetylation.
GCCCGCCCCGCGCCGGGGCUCGCCCGACCAUUGGCGCGCCCCGCGCCCCGCCCCGCCUCGCGGACAGGCCCCACUCCCGCCCCGGCCCCCGUCCCAAGCAUUGGCCCAGAGGCCGCGAGGGCGGGUUCGGCGGCGGGCACUUCCGGCCGAUGGCCGGGCCUGGUGCGCGCCGCCCCUUCCGCCGCCGCCCCCGCGAUUCCCGAGACCCAGCUCCAGCCCCAGCCCCAGCCCCGGCCUGGCCGCCCCGGUGUCGCCUUGGAGAGCGGCGGCAGCUGACUCCGCGUUUACGACCCGCUGAGAACCGCGUGCCCCGCCGCCGUUAUGAACAUCCGCAAUGCGAGGCCGGAGGACCUAAUGAACAUGCAGCACUGCAAUCUGCUGUGUCUGCCGGAGAACUACCAGAUGAAAUACUACUUCUACCAUGGCCUUUCCUGGCCCCAGCUCUCUUACAUCGCAGAGGAUGAGAACGGGAAGAUUGUGGGGUACGUCCUGGCCAAAAUGGAAGAGGAUCCAGAUGAUGUGCCCCAUGGACAUAUAACCUCGCUGGCUGUGAAGCGUUCCCACCGACGCCUCGGCCUGGCUCAGAAGCUGAUGGACCAGGCCUCCCGAGCCAUGAUAGAGAACUUCAAUGCCAAAUACGUCUCCCUGCAUGUCCGGAAGAGUAACCGGGCCGCCCUGCACCUCUAUUCCAACACUCUCAACUUUCAGAUCAGCGAAGUGGAGCCCAAGUACUACGCAGAUGGGGAAGAUGCAUACGCCAUGAAGCGGGACCUCACCCAGAUGGCCGAUGAGCUGAGGCGGCACCUGGAGCUGAAGGAGAAGGGCAGGCACGUGGUGCUGGGCUCCAUCGAGAACAAGGUGGAGGGCAGAGGCAACUCCCUUCCAAGCUCGGGAGAGGCCUGUCGUGAGGAGAAGGGCCUGGCUGCUGAGGAUAGCGGUGGGGACAGCAAGGAUCUCAGCGAGGUCAGCGAGACCACAGAGAGCACCGACGUCAAGGACAGCUCAGAGGCCUCUGACUCCGCCUCCUAGAGCCUGCACUUGCUCCUCUCCCCACCCUGACGUGCCCAUUCUGUCCUCGCUGCCCCUCGAGGUUUCACAAUAAACUUCACCCGGUGGCCUUGGGGA